ACGGGACAGGAAUGGAAUCAAAUCCAACAUGUUAAUUUUCCUGUUCAAAUAAAACAAAUUUUUUUGCUGUUAUAAUUUUUUUUCUGUUUGUCGGAGGCGCAAAAAUUGAGAAAAGUGCGUGCGCGUGCAACGAGAAAUCGUAGAAAUAAAGUGAGAUAGAGAGAGAGAGCAAAAAUUGUGAGCGAAUCAACAAGAAAAGAAGAAUGAGCGAUGAUGAGGAGAAGAAGCAGUGGAGGCAGUAGAAAAACUGCGAAUACUGCUUGUGAAGUGACAACAACAAAAGCAACAGCAGCAACAAGAAAUACACACAUAAAAAACAUAAAUAAAUACAAUAUAUGACACAAAAAAUUUCAUAAAAAGAGCGCAAAAAAAGCAGUAAAAGCACAGAAAUAUCAACAAAAACAGCACCAAAAUUAACUUAAAAAACAAAAAAAAACAACAAAAACUGUGAAUCCGUAUACACACACAGACACACGCACGCACACAAAAGCGCCUGCCUAGAGUCUGUUCAGGUGUGUUAGUGUUUAGAGAGAGGAGAGCGCGUGUCUGUUUUAUUUUAAUAUUUUUUCGCAUUGUGAAAAACGUUUUUUUCUUCAACAAAACCAAAAACAUUAAAACUACAACAACAACCAGCAGAGAGACCAUCAAGCAAGCGAGCAAGCAGUUUUUGCACCACUUGACAGAGGUUCCGCCCUCCCCCCAAACAACUCCAUAUGCAAAAUGUCUAGUCCUGACGAUAGAAUACCAAUACACGAUCUGCCACCAGAAGCCGGAAGCGAUGAACGAUUGCUGCAUAUAGGGCCGGUCCCAUUGACAUUGGAUUUCAAGCCCCAUCCAGCGGUGGAUAUCGAUCAGCAGAUCAUGGAGCUCAAAAAGAAUCAGGAACUGCAGAAGCAACGUCUGAUCCACACGUUUCAGGAGCAGUCGAAGCAAAUGGAAUUGGAGCAUAAACUGCAAUUGGAGCACAAGUAUCAAUUUGCGGUGCAUUCCCAUGGUGCCUUCCAGGAAUUGCGGGAGCAUAGCACAUUAACGGUAGCCGCUGCUGCUGCUGCCGCGUUUGCCGAAGAGCAUCACCGCCAGCAGCAGCAGCAGCAACAACACCAACAACAUCACCAACAGCAGCAGCAACAGCAACAGCAACAACAUCAUCACCAGCAGCAGCAACAGCAGCAGCAGCAGCAGCAGCAGCAGCGGGAACAGCAGCAACAGCGUGAGCGCCGCGAGCGGGAGGUGAUGAAACGCAAGGAGAACUGCAGCGCCAAUGCCAGCCCGGAGGUCAAACAGAUUCUCAAUUGCUUUAUUAUGAGCCGCAAGUCGCAGGCAGCAGCCUCCAAUGGAACAACGACAACGUCGCCCUAUCGCAAUCGAGGUGUGGUGAAAAGCUCAUCGGGUGAAUCCCUGCCAGCGGGCACCGUUACCAGUGCGCAUCCCUACAAAAUACCUCAGCCGCCAUCCUCACUGCUCAAAUACGAAUCUGAUUUUCCGCUCAGGAAAACAGCAUCCGAGCCGAACCUGCUGAAGAUCCGGCUGAAACAGAGUGUCAUUGAGCGCAAGGCACGCAUCGGAGGGCCGGCAGGUGCACGUCGCCACGAGCGAUUACUGCAAGCGGCACAGCGCAGGCAGCAGAAGAACUCCGUUCUCACAAACUGCAACAGCACACCGGAUUCUGGUCCUAAUUCUCCGCCCUCGUCCACGGGUCUGCCGCAGGUGGGUGUGGUCGGCAGUCGGGGCUCACCGACGAGUGCGCCCAUACAGGAGGAGAACGAGGAGGGUAGCCAGUACCAGCCCGGGCAGAGGAGCAGCAUCAAUGACCUGCCACUGUUCAGUUCGCCCUCCCUGCCCAACAUAUCCCUGGGACGACCGCAUUUACCAAACUCCGCCCAGGUGCAAGCGCAGGCCCAGGCCCAGGCGCAGGCGAGUGCCCAGGCCCAGGCGCAGGCCACGGCCCAGGCCAUGUUCGCGGCACUGCAUCAGCAUGUGGCGGCCGCUGGUGGCCAGCCGACGUACUACAAUCAGCUGGGCAUGUCCUUUGUGGGACGACAGCCGACCGGAUCGCUGGCCAUGAUGCCGGCCACGGGCAUCGCGCCCCAACAGCCAUCGCCUGUGGUCCGGUCCGCUUCGGCCACCUCCACGUCCUCGUCGCAGGCCUCCCUGGUGGGGGAUGUGGCACCGCCGCAGGCGCACGCUGCCUCCACAAUUCUGCCCUCAUCCUCGUCCUACAUGCAGCAGCUGGGCGGCGUCUCCGCUGGCUCUGCGGUCAAUCUGCAUGCGGCCGCCGUGGCUGCAGCUGCAGCGGCGGCUGCGGCAGCAGCAGCCGGCUCCCUGCCACCCACCAACAGCCACGGACACGGCCAUGGCUACGCGCACGGUCACGGCCAUGGGCACGCCCAUGCACAUGGACACGGACACGGCCAUGGGCAUGCUCUGUACGCGGGACAUCAGCACAAUACGCCCAUUACGGAUGCGCAGGUGGCGCAGGUGCAUCUGCACAAGCAGGGACACCGGCCGCUGGGCAGGACACAGUCGGCACCGCUGCCCCUUGGGCAUCCGAUGUUGACGGGCGCCGGCCAGCUGAACGUGGCACAAACGCACUACGAGAACAGCGAGGCGGAGCGUCAGGCGUACCAGCACCAGGUGCUCACCCAGAAGCUGCGCCAGACUGUGCUCACACGCAGCGGGGCGGCAGCGGCUGCUGGCGUGCGCGAGUCUCAGCUGAAGGAGGAGGAGGAUGACUCUGCUGCCGAGGUGAUGGACCUCACCGACAAGAAGAAACCGCCCAAAACGGUGCUGACCAGCACCAUAGCCACCAGCACCUCACAGAGCCUGCCAGAGGCUUUGGCCGCAGCAGCGGCAGUCUACCGCACGCCACCCACAGCCACAGCAGCGUCCUCAGCAGCCGCAGCAGCGGGAGGCACAGGGAACGGAAGUGGGAGCGGGAGCGGGAGCGGGACCAAGGGCAACAAGCUGCAGCGGGAUCAGGAGUACCUCCAACAGCAGCGGGAGCUGCUGCUGCUGCAGGAGGAGGAGCUGGCCAAGGGCCUAAUGCGGCCACUCUCGCGCACGUUGAGCAGCCCGCUGGUGCCACUCGGGCCGCAUGGCCUCAGCCAGCUGGCAGACACGGGGCAGGGGCAGGGACAGCAUCCGACGCCGAUAGCCACCUCCUCGUCGGCGGAUCACAUACCGCCCGUCAACCUAUCGCUGCCCCAUCGUCAGCAUCGACAGUUCAUGGGACAUUUCUAUGCCGCCCAGCUGCACCAUCAGCAACAGCAGCAGCAACAACAGCAGCAGCAGCAGCAGCAGCAGCUGCAGCAGACGCCGCCGUCCGCACCAUUGACACCGCAUAAAAUCACCACGGGCCUGGCCUACGAUCCGCUGAUGCUGAAGCAUUCGUGCAUUUGCGGCGACAAUGCCCAGCAUCCGGAGCACAGCGGCCGACUGCAGAGCGUCUGGGCACGCCUGAACGAGACGGAUCUGGUGAAGCGUUGCGAUCGGCUGCGCGCGCGCAAGGCCACCCAGGAGGAGCUGCAGACGGUGCACACAGAGGCGCAUGCGAUGCUCUUCGGCUCCAACCAGUGCCAGCUGACGCGCCCCAAGCUGGAGUCCACGCUGGCGGCGAGCUUCGUGCGCCUGUCCUGCGGCGGAUUGGGCGUGGACUUGGACACGACGUGGAAUGAGCAUCACACGGCAACGGCGGCACGCAUGGCCGCCGGCUGUGUCAUCGAUUUGGCCUUCAAAACGGCCAAGGGCGAUUUGCGCAAUGGUUUCGCCGUCGUCCGCCCGCCCGGCCACCACGCGGAGGCCAAUCUGGCCAUGGGCUUCUGUUUCUUCAAUUCGAUUGCCAUAGCGGCUAAGCGAUUGCGCCAACAAAUGCCCGAAAUGCGGCGGAUACUCAUUGUCGAUUGGGAUGUACACCACGGCAAUGGCACACAGCAAGCAUUCUACCAAAGUCCCGACAUUCUAUAUCUUUCCAUACAUCGACACGAUGACGGCAACUUCUUUCCCGGCACAGGCGGACCCACAGAGUGCGGCUCCGGUGCUGGGCUCGGCUUCAAUGUGAACAUCUCGUGGUCGGGCGCAUUGAAUCCGCCACUGGGCGAUGCCGAAUAUAUCGCUGCAUUCCGUACCGUUGUGAUGCCCAUUGCCAAGUGCUUUAAUCCGGAUAUUGUGCUUGUGUCGUCUGGCUUUGAUGCGGCCACCGGCCAUCCGGCGCCGCUGGGCGGCUAUCAUGUGUCGCCCGCAUGCUUCGGUUUCAUGACCCGCGAGCUUCUGCAGCUGGCCAACGGCAAGGUGGUGCUGGCCCUUGAGGGUGGCUACGAUCUGGCCGCCAUCUGUGAUUCCGCCCAAGAGUGCGUCCGAGCUUUGCUCGGCGAUCCCGCUGCACCCAUUUCUCAGUCCGAGCUGGAACGACCGCCCUGCCAGAAUGCCAUCAAUACGCUUCAAAAAACGAUAGCCAUACAGCAAACGCAUUGGCCCUGCGUGAGAAUGCUGGAGCAUACCGUCGGCUUGUCUGCGCUGGAAACGCUCAAGGUGGAGCAUGAUGAAUCUGAAACGAUCAACGCCAUGGCCGGCCUCUCAAUGCAAUCGAUGCACAGAAACCUAUCGCGCGAUGACUCCGAGGAACCAAUGGAUCAGGAUGAAACAAAAUAGUCGGCGGUGGAGACGUGGACGUGGAUGCUUGGAUGCGGCAUGGGCAUGGGCAUGGGCGUGGGCAUGGGCAUGGCUGCUGCAACAUGCUGCUCAAUGCACAUUUAGUUAUUUGUUGUAGUUGAAAUUGAAUUGUUGUUGCUGUUGUUGAAUUGUUGUAGCGCUUCUCGUGAGCUGUACCUGUCGCUGUCUCUGUCUAUGUCACUCACCCCAAAUUCUAUCUCUCUCUGGUUAGCCCUCUCCCAGUACCUCUAACUGUAGUUGACAAGCCAAAAGCACAAGGCAAACGCACAGCCCCACACCCCCCACACCCAUAGCGUAGUAAAAGUAAAAGUGAAAGUAAAAUCAAACAAAUUGAUCAACGAAAGUGCGAAGAAUGCAGGAAAGCGAGGCCUAAAGUUCAAAAUGGUGGCUGUGCCACUCAAAACAAACAAACAAAAAGAGAAAAGAAAAAAACGUGUAAAUCCAAGCGAUAAAAUAUGGCAAAGAAGAAUAUUGAAUAUUGAAUUAAGUUUAGUGGAUUUCAAUUAGUUAUUUGAUCCUUCUGGAGAUCGAGAGAUCGAGAGAGAGAGAGCGCGAGUAGAACCUAUUCCUAUUCCCAUAUUUAGUUUGACAUUUUUUUUUUUUGUGGAGUUGGUAGACACACACGCAAGCAAGCAGUGCAUAUUUAUGUAUUUAUGAAGAGAGAAAGAGAGAGAGAGAGCGAGCGAGAGCUAAAGGAAGUUUCAACUAGCCUAACGGUAAACAAGUACACUAAAGAGAGAACAGUAGGAGGUUAUCGCUGGGACUGGUGCUGGUACGGGCGGGAUGUGUGUGUGUGUGUGUGUGUGUGGGGUAGGUACAACCUACAGAACCUCAGAGCAUAACACACAGAAGAAAACACUCGACCAGCCCAGCCCCAGGCCGGCGGCCGCUCUAUCCGCAGAGACCUCACAAACCUAGAACCGUAGCAACGUAGGAGCCUAGAAACCCCAGAAGCCUACAACCCUUAGCCCCCUCUCCCCUAUUAGGCGACUCCUCAGGGAGAUGAUUAUGUGUUAUGUAAAAUGCUUUAGUUGUUAAAAAGAAAAACGUAGACCUAAUAGAACAAUAAGAAGAAUAUGAAGAUAAACACACACACACACACGUACACCUUAACAAAGCAAAGGAAGGAUGGAAAAAGAUGGGAGAACGAAAUCUUUUUGUACAAUUUAUAGUUUAGUGCAAGUUUCAAGUACAACAUAAUAUUAUUUAAAACAAAAUCCUACAUAUAUAUAUAUAUAUAUAUAUAUUAUAUACGUAUAUGGUAUAUAUGUACUAAAUACAUCAAAUAUAUUGUGCAAUAAAUGUGAGAAAACAAAUGAAAAAUCGAGUGCAGAGCAAAAACAAAACUUAAACUAAAAACUAAAACCGAAUAAGCGAGAUAAUUGUUGUUAAAUGUUGCCGAGAUCUUAUAUAACUAUACGUAUGUAUACCUAAUAACUGUUAAAAUAAUAAUAAUAA
Messenger RNA from Drosophila subobscura, 6126 nucleotides. It is a transcript of the gene HDAC4, whose product is annotated as histone deacetylase 4. Gene Ontology annotation, biological process: chromatin organization; negative regulation of transcription by RNA polymerase II. Gene Ontology annotation, cellular component: histone deacetylase complex. Gene Ontology annotation, molecular function: histone deacetylase activity. NCBI's taxonomy places the organism in Eukaryota, Metazoa, Arthropoda, Insecta, Diptera, Drosophilidae. The transcript is spliced from 14 exons. The record is from RefSeq and is a predicted model, not a curated record. The coding region runs from base 721 to 4647 and encodes 1308 amino acids.